Messenger RNA from Pararge aegeria (speckled wood butterfly), 1209 nucleotides. RefSeq lists its product as uncharacterized. Gene Ontology annotation, biological process: detection of chemical stimulus involved in sensory perception of smell; sensory perception of smell. Gene Ontology annotation, molecular function: olfactory receptor activity; odorant binding. The record is from RefSeq and is a predicted model, not a curated record. Lineage: Eukaryota; Metazoa; Arthropoda; Insecta; Lepidoptera; Nymphalidae. Bases 1 to 1209 code for a protein of 402 amino acids. The transcript is spliced from 5 exons. Gene Ontology annotation, cellular component: plasma membrane.
AUGUCGAGUUCCUUAGUGAAAAAACCGAUUGACCUAAACUUUGAAAGCUUGUUCAAACUUAUUAAUCCUCUUUUAAGGGCGAAUCUGUCUCAUCCAAAGAUUGAGAGGGGUUUCCGGUGGUAUAUUAAAUUCAGCAUCAUGUACGGCAUCUUCCUGUCAGUUUUUAUUCUCUUGGUUUACAGCAUUAUUUUUCAAGAUCUAAAGAAUGGUGAUUCCACUCAAGCUUGCGCUAACGGUAUUCUCUGCGUUGUUUACAUCGUUGUAACUUUCAACUAUUGCAUUAUGUUUACAUAUCGAAAUGUUCUUGAAGAAUUGAUUGAUAGAAUGAACCAUGAUUACAAACUCGCAAAGAAUUUUCCAGAAAAAGAGCAGGAUAUUGUCCUAAGUUUUGCUCAGAAGGGCCAAGGCAUUGCCAAAAUUUGGCUUAUAGUGGGGAUAUGCGCAUGCGGUUUGUUUAUAGUCAAGCAAUUUUAUCUAACAAUUUAUUAUACAAUCACCAGUGAAUUUAGAUUGAUACAUCUUUAUGACCUUACUUAUCCCGACGCUGUGGAGCAAGUUAAAUACAAUACAGUAGUUUUCUGUAUCUUGUACAUAUAUUUUCUUUAUUAUGAUGUCUUCGCAACGAUGAUGUUCAUUGGGUUCUCGCCGCUGGGUUCCAUUUUUAUGCUUCAUGCUUGUGGACAACUGGAGAUAGCUAAAGAAAGAAUUCUGGAAAUUUUUAAGGAAUACAAAUCCUCAGAGGAGAUAAACAAACAACUAAAGGAAGUAGCAACAUUUUUGAACACAACGUACAGGUUCGUGGAUAACCUACAGUUUAGUUUUAAAGUAUUAUAUGAACUAACGCUCAAAUCUACUAUAAUCGUUGUACCGAUUACACUCUACCAAAUACUUGAGUCGUUGAAAAAAGGCGAGUUUAGAGUUGAGUUCAUAACAAUAAUUGUUGGUGGAAUCACAAUGAGCAGCAUUCCUUGUUACUACAGCGACGUACUUAUGGAAUCGGGGGAUAACUUGAGGAUGGCAGUUUACACAUGCGGUUGGGAGGCACAUUGGGAACGCGAAUCCCGCAUCAUGAUCCUAAUGCUGUUGCUACGCGUGUCCCGACCCGUCGCCAUUCGCACAAUGUUUCGAGCCGUUUGCCUCGAUGCGCUCACUGAAGUUUAUCAUCAGGCGUACGCUAUAUUCAAUGUGUUAAAUGCAGCUUGGAAUUGA